This is a messenger RNA of Sinocyclocheilus anshuiensis, 3996 nucleotides long. RefSeq names its product exportin-6-like. Gene Ontology annotation, biological process: protein export from nucleus. The transcript is spliced from 24 exons. NCBI's taxonomy places the organism in Eukaryota, Metazoa, Chordata, Actinopteri, Cypriniformes, Cyprinidae. The coding region runs from base 488 to 3574 and encodes 1028 amino acids. The record is from RefSeq and is a predicted model, not a curated record. Gene Ontology annotation, molecular function: nuclear export signal receptor activity; small GTPase binding.
UAUUCUAUGAGGAAGAUGUCACUUCCGUUAGUUUAAUGGGCAGAGGAGAGGAAGCUUACGAGAGGCCUGCACGGAAAGAGCGAUCCCAGCAACCCAAGGAGUGGCUCUGUCAGUCUUCUGGGGGCUCAAAUUAAAACACCGAGUCCCGCACAGCGCUACCGCCACCCGAGACGUACAGAAUAGAGUCCCGACAUAUUUUUAAGACCGCUGUUUUGUUGCUCUUCUCUCUAGUUCGCAGUAGUUGUAUGCGGUUUGCCGCCGUGUAUCCGGGCAGCGUCAGUUCCAGUCUCGUUUAGGCUCGCGUUAGAUCAACAAUAAUAACAAGUGUCUCGGAGCCCGAGCCCGGGGUGCACCGGGAGUGUGCGGGACAGUGAUGCGGAAUUUCGGUGCUUCCCAAAGGUGAAAUACAAAGGCCCCAGAGGAAGCAUGAGCGAGCAGAAACAGAUUAAUCUCAUAUUAUAGCCGCAUAAAAGCUCAGAGCCCGGGCAUGGCAUCAGAGGAGGCAUCCUUACGGGCCCUGGAGAGUCUUAUGACAGAGUUUUUCCACAGCUGCACCACCAAUGACCGCAAGAGAGAGAUUGAAGAGCUGCUGAACAGUUUUGCGGGUCAGCCUGGCUCGUGGAGGCACUGCCUCUACUUCCUCUCCAACAGCAGAAAUGAAUACGUCAUGAUGUACAGCCUUACUGUGUUUGAGAAUCUUGUGAACAAGAUGUGGGUUGGUGUGGCCAGUGAAGACAAAGCAGAACUUCGUAGCUGUUUGCCCAAGCUUCUGCUUUCCCAGCAUGCACUGCUGCCUUUCUUCAUCAGAAACAAGCUGUGCAAAGUCAUCGUGGACAUCGGACGCCAGGACUGGCCGAUGUUCUACCAUGACUUCUUUAGCAACACCUUACAGUUAGUGCAGUCACCGUCUCUAGCGCCGCUGGGUUUAGUUCUGCUCAAGAUGACCUCAGAAGAGCUGGUCUGUCCCAGAGAAGACUUGAGCGUCGCUCGUAAAGAGGAGCUGAAGAAACUCCUGCUGGAUCAGAUCCCCACCGUACUGAACCUUCUGACUGGUAUUCUGGAGACAGUAUGGGACAAACACAGUGUUACGGCCACCACUCCCCCUCCAUCCCCCACAUCUAGAGAGUCAGGUGUUUUGGCUGGCGACAGCACACCGAUGGUUCUGGAAGCUGAAAGUGGAGCUCUGUGUCUGCUAGCUCUGGAAUGCUUGGCUCAUCUUUUUAGCUGGAUCCCUCUCUCCUCUUCUAUCACUCCAGCCCUCCUCGCUUCGAUUUUUCAUUUUGCACGCUUCGGAUGCCAGCAGCUAAUCAAAACGAAACCUCUGCCCACUUCCAAUGGAGACUCCGCCCCCGGAAGCCUCCUGGCCAAUGGCGGCAGCGGAGGCGGGGGACACGGCAGGACUGGUCAGAUGGUGGGCCACGCCGAACGUGCCAAACUGGGCGUCAUGGCCAUGAACUGUAUUAAUGAGUUAAUGUGCAAAAACUGCGUCCCGGUGGACUUUGAGGAAUUUCUGCUCCGCAUGUUUCAACAGACUUUCUAUCUGCUGCAAAGACUCACAAACACACAUUCGCACACCAACACGCACACUAUCAAAAGCAGAUUGCAAGAAUUAGACGAAAGCUAUAUGGAAAAGUUCACCGAUUUCCUCAGGCUGUUUGUUAGUGUUCAUCUGCGGAGGAUUGAAUCUAACGCCCAGUUUCCUCUAGUGGAAUUUCUAGCUUUGCUCUUCAAAUACACCUUUAACCAGCCGAGUCAUGAGGGUUAUCUGGCCUGUCUGGACAUCUGUAGUAUAUUUCUGGACUACCUGACCACCAAGAUCAGAAGCCGAUUGGCUGACAGUGACAGUGUCGUUAACAGGUAUAAAGAUGCUCUAGUUCUGCUGCUGCGUGAAGUUCUUAACAGGAUCCAGUUCAGGUUAAACCAGAGUCAGCUAGAAGAACUCGAUGACGAGACCCUUGAUGAUGAUCAACAGACGGAAUGGCAACGAUACCUGCGUCAGAGUUUGGAAGUGGUUGCCAGGGUGAUGGAGCUGCUGCCAUCCCAGACCUUUUCAGAUCUGUUUCCGGUGCUCCAGGAGGAUCUGGACAUUUAUCUUGGGCUGCAGCAGUUUAUUGUGAGAUCAGGAGCAAGCCGCAGGCUGAACAUUACAGCGGAGGCCGACUGCAGAAAGCUGCACUGCGCUCUCAGAGACCUGAGCUCUCUGCUGCAGGCCGUGGGACGGCUGGCCGAGUUCUUCACAGGGGACGUUUUCACCACUCGCUUCAAUGAUGCUCUCGCCAUUGUGCCGAGAUUGGUUGAAGUGUCGUGUUACGGUUCUCAGAUCUGCCUGUAUGAUGUCGAAAUGGCUGUUCCUUCAGUGCUCAAACCGGACCUUAUAGACGUGCAUGCGCAGUCAUUGGCUGCUCUGCAGGCGUAUUCUCAUUGGCUGGCUCAGUUUUGUGGGGAGGUGCAGCGACAACAAGAUCAAACGCAAUUUAUGGAUCUCAUCACGUCGAGCAUGGCUGCCACGACCCCUCUCAUCAAUGCCAAGUUUGAAUGUAAAGCGGUGAUCCAGCAGACUCUGUGUGUGUUGAGGGAUCUGGUGGACAGUAUAUCAGGAGAGGCCACCAAAUCCCGUCAGAUCUGUUACCACAGCCUGCAGGAGUCAGUCCAGGUCACGCUCGCGCUCUUCCCCCUCUUCAUCCAGCAGCCAGAUGUGACCGAUGAGAUGCUGAGUUUCUUUCUCACGCUGUUUCAAGCGCUGCGUGUGCAGAUGGGCGUGGCCUUCACAGAGCAGAUCAUCCAGACCUUCCUCAGCAUGUUCACCAGAGAUCAGCUGGCGGUGAGCAUCUUACAGGAGGGCAGCUCUGGCUCCAAAGUGGUUCAGAAGUUUCUCAAGAUUCUGCAGGUGGUGGUUCAAGAACCCGGUCAGACCUUCAAACCUCUCUUACCCAGCAUCCUCAGCCUUUGUUUGGAUCAGGUUUACCCAAUAGUGGCAGAGCGUUCCUGUCCAGAUGUGAAAGCCGAGAUGUUUGAGCUACUCUUUCAGAUUCUUCAUCAGAACUGGAGGUUCUUCUUCAAAAGCUCAGUGUUGAGCAGCGUUCAGAGAAGCGGAGCCGAAGAACUCAUGGAGAACCAAGCGCAGUUCAUUGCUGCCAUGCAGGCAUUCGGUCAGUCUUUUCUGCAACCAGACAUUCACAUCUUUAAACAAAACUUGAGUUACUUGGAGGUCCUGAACACCAAACACAAGCUCUACCACAGGAAGCUGUUCCGGAACACUAUGCUGUUCCACUUCUUAAACGUUCUUCUGCAAGUCCUCCUGCACAAGAGUCACGACCUCCUCCAGGACGACAUCACGCUGGCGCUCUACAACAUGGCGGCUGUGGAUUUCCAAGCAUUCUACUCUUCCUUCUUGCCAGAGUUCCUCAAUGGCUGCCAAGGCCUCGACCCACACCAACGCACAACGCUUGCCCGAAACUUCACGCCAGAGAGGGACCUGCCAUCAUUUUCUCAGGGAGUGUAUCGCAUCGUGAAUGACCUGCGCUUCUACAGACUGUGCAAUGGAAGCCUUCCGCCGGGAACCUUGAAGUUAUAGCAGCACAUCACACCUGCCGCGCAGCCAAACCACGGCCCGUCCCUACGGACGCGGAUCACUGCUUCAGUGGUCAUGUCGCCUUUCGUCAGGGGCCAGCCUGAGAUCUCAGCGGCGGCGUGUUCUGAGAGCUGCAGGGCUUCGUUCGUCAGCUUCUUUUAUGUUAUUUCAGCUAGAUUGUACACGUUUGCCAAUGAUCAAGAGGCCAAAGCGGAGGUUCUACAGCUGCUGUCGAGAAACUCGUCCAAAAUCAGCUGAUGCGAUUCAAAAAGCGUUCCGGUUCGGGAUCCACCGUUGCGUUCGUUGGAAUCGGAGCAGUGCUUUCCCAAUUGCUUGUUGUUUUAAAAGGACUGGUGUAACUGAAAGUUAUUUUGUUGAAGUGAACAGAUGUUGUGGAGUUGAACGAACACAUCUCAAGACCGUUU